CAGUGCAGGUAACCAGCAGUGCAGCACUGCUGUCCCCCACCCACACCACAACUGCACUUCUGCUUUAGAAUCAUAGAAUCGCUCAGGUUGGAAAAACUGAAAACCCUGACCUCCAAGGUCAUCAAACCCAACCACAACCCAAUGUUCUACCUUAACCAGAGCACGCUGCUCCUCACCCUGCCAGGCAGGGAGCAAAACCACAACAGCAGCAAAGUCCUCCAGCCUAGGAAAAGGUGCCCACAGCUGCUGGAACAGCACGACAGCAGAAGUGACAGCGAGAAAGCUGCUGGGUUGGGGUUACAUCAGUGCUUCCUUCCUUAUAGGGCAGUCAGUUCCGGGCUGGCAGGAGGCUCACACAGCAAGGACAGCAAGCACUGCAGGCACUGCAGGCAUCACAACCAGCCAGCCCCCCUCCCACAGCACAGACCCCCACAGACCCCCACGGGCUCCAGGUAAGAGCUGCCCCAUGGAUGGGGGGAGGGCUGCCCCGUCCUGCCGCCCCACGCUUCUCUCCCACGGUCCAAAGUCCCCCCCCAGCUCCUCUCGGGACUUCAGAACUUUGAAACUUAAGGAUGAGCUUGCACAGCCCAAAAGCCCCCAUUACCUGGAUCAGAGCUGCAGUGCAGACCCACGUCCCUCUCUCCACCCGCUCCUCUCCCCCCUCUCCCUCCCCCCCCUUUUGUCUUUCUUUCUCCUCAUAAAGUUAAGCAACUUCCUAUAAAGUCACAGGGUUUAUCCUCACAGCCCCGACAGAUAAAACUACAGAUAUAACUUUAAGAGUGCCUGCACUUUUAAAGUCAGUUUCAAUGAGAAUUGCUGUGCUUUGCUUAUGGCUGAGCCUGGAUCUGAGGGUCCUUCAUGGGACGGAGAGGAUUUGUGACUCUGGUCGCCCUCCUGGACAUGACAGUCCCUGCUGGGAGGGGAGGAGAGCAAACUGUUGAAUGGGACACAAUAAAGCAGUGCACAGAUGUGAUAACACAACACGUUUUUCUCCUUAACUCCAGGAAGCUGUUUUGCUCGUAAAUCAAAGCUCCAUUGAACGUAAAUCAAAGCUCGUAAAGAAUCAAAUCAAACCAAAGUUCUGCUCACAGAACGAAGAACCUGCCAGCAGCUUCCAUUUCCAGCUCUCCCAACAGGGAUGCAGGAGAGCAGCGGGGAUGUUGGGCUCUGGGGUCGGUGCCGAUCCAUGAGAAACACCCAAAGUGCUGAGGAACAUUCUGGCAAACAACGAGCGCUUCUCCUUCCUCAUCCCAUCACCUUCAACACUUUCACUUCCUUUCAGACUUUGACCAAAUUGUUUUUCCAACAUUGUGUUUUGAAACAACAGAGCUCUGCCGGGCACCAACACAGGGGGGAAACGCAGAGCAUACAAAGCAAAACUCCAGAACAGCAAGAAAUUGCUCAAGAUUUGCUUUCUUUAAGCCUCUAUAAGAGCAAUGCAUUAAUUACAGCACUGGGGACCCCAGCAGGUGGUACAGAGGUUAAAUAGCCAUGCCCAGCUCAGGUUGCUGUGCUGUAUGAUGGUACGUGGAACGAAUAAUGGAGGAGCAGCCAUGGGCUCCAACAGCAAAGCUCCAUCCCCAAACAGCCAGCUGUGCUCUCAGCCCAACCCAGGCUGCACAGCAAAUGGGGACGAGCCUGAGUAAGGCUAAUUAGCAAGGCACAGAUGCUAUCAGCACCUCUCCAUGUGCCUUUUGAAAGUCAUCUCAUCUCAUGCAAGUUGUGUUCUUGUAUUCUUUGGGAGGGUUUAUAAUCCUCAAAAAUUAGAAGUAAGAUAUUUUAUUGUAACCUUCUAUUUGUAUCCCAACUCAUUUUGCUUCUCUUCUUUCCUAAGGAGCUGCGCUUCUCACCUUGGGUUGAGAAUUCAUAAAGCUGCCGUGGAAUGUUUAAAAAAGUGACCCAAAAAGUAGCAAAGCAAAUGGAUCCCAAAGGAGAGCUGGUUCCUGUCCACAGCAUCUCAGACCAAGACCACUUCAGGCUGCUUUGCCUGGUUCGAAGGAAAAGGAAAGCCAGAUUCCACCCCUUUCCCUCCUACAGACGGACAGAAUUCCGGCUCCACGACGUGCUGCUGCCUGGAGAGGAGAAGGACAGCGUUGAGUCCCUCCUUGCCAGCACUGCCAGCCACAGCCCCUGGGAGUUCACAACCAUGGGAAGCAUCAAAGAUGGAGUGGAUGGGACCCUCAGCAUUCCCAUUGACCCCGCAGAAGUAGAGGUGGGAGGAGCUGCCUCGGUGUCCAAGCAGUGGCACAUCAAGCUGGAAAAGAAGCACAUCCUGGUAGCCAAACUUGAGGCUCUGAGAGAGGAAAGGAAAAUCAACAUGAAGCACAGCUUCAUCGAGCAGCUGAGGAAGGCAAGGCAGAACUUAUACGUGAUUCAUGAAACGAUAGAGACCUCAGAGGAGGCCAGAUAUGAGGAAUCCACGGAGGCGGAGGCGAAGUUCAUGGCUCAGCUUUACGCCAAGUUCUCUGCUAAGGGCACCACGGGGAGCAAAGAGAGCAUCACCAUCCCCAGGGGCUGCACGCUGGCCUUCAGGGCGAUGCAGCUGACCAUCGGGGACACAGCCUGGGGUAUUAACCAUUUUCCAGAGAGUAAUCAACCAACGUUUGUAUCUGAUGGUUUUGCACACAGAGAAUUAGAUGCACUGGAGGAAGAAGUUAAGGAGAAGUGUCACAUUCUGUCCCACCUGGCUGAUGAGCUGAAUGCCAUCAUUGUAAAGUCCAUCAAAGCUGUGAUGAGAGACAGGAACCUCCUCGAGGAGCUGAGCGAGAAGGUGGAAGCAGUCCUCAAUGACCCUGAUAACUGUGAGCUGACAACGCAGAGCCCAGACUUAGAAGUCCUGCUCAGCACACUUAAGAUUUCUGCACGUUGUGAUUUCCUCAGCCUGACAGAAGCCAUCUCCUACACACUGGAUGCCUUCAGUGAGCUCACGGAGGAUCAGCUGCUGCUAUUGCUGGAGUCCUGGGAAGUGAAGAUUGUGCCCCAACAGCUGAAACUGGUGAGGAGCAUCCUGGAGCAGAAUGCAGAGCGCAGCACUGCUGCUGGUUUGCUCUCCUCCUUCAGCCAGCAGCAGCAGCAGCAGCAGCUGACCACGGCGGUGCUGGAGAUGAGUGGGGUGGAGCUGCAGGGGAGCAGCGCUGCUGCCUGCAGAAAGGAAAACUUCCCAUGCCUGGCAGCUCUGUACGCAGCCCUGCACGCACUGCACUGCCUGAGUGCAUCCUGACGGGUCCUCCUGUAGGGCUGACUGAAAGGGAAUCGCCUGAUACGAUUAAAAAGCAAUUACACCGAUUCUUUCUUCAAGUUGCAAGCGCAGCAAAGUGGGUUGGUU
Messenger RNA from Phasianus colchicus (ring-necked pheasant), 3325 nucleotides. It is a transcript of the gene GSDMA, whose product is annotated as gasdermin A. The record is from RefSeq and is a predicted model, not a curated record. NCBI's taxonomy places the organism in Eukaryota, Metazoa, Chordata, Aves, Galliformes, Phasianidae. Gene Ontology annotation, molecular function: phosphatidylinositol-4-phosphate binding; phosphatidylserine binding; phosphatidylinositol-4,5-bisphosphate binding. Gene Ontology annotation, biological process: defense response to bacterium; pyroptotic inflammatory response.